AUGGAGCGUUUUUUUGGUAGAACUGGCCAAACAACUGAUGAUAAUAGUUCUACAAAACCAAAAGAAGCAAGAGUUAAUGCACCGAAUAUUACCUGGAGUCACACAUGGUCAUUUGAUGAAUCACGUGAUGCCUUAUCAGAAUCUUUCUUUGCUAAUAUUCCUAAUGAAAUUCUAUUGCGCAUAUUUCAACUAUUUUCUGUACGCGAUUUGUGUAGUAUUUCAUCGGUUUGUCGAUUGUUUAAAAUGAUCGCCGAUCAAGAUGAAAUCUGGAAACUCAAAUACGAUACAUCAACAAAAAUAUAUUCAAAAUCUUGUAAACAAAUUUAUAUGGAUUGGAUGUACGAAAAAUCUCUUCGUAAUAUCGAACUACGAAGUAUUCAUCGCCAAUACAGAACUGCAUGUAUUCGAUGUGCACAACCUUCAUAUCCUGUUCGACCAUCUAAGGAGCAAAAAUUCGAAUCCAUUGCUGGAUUCACUAAGCAUCUGAACUCAUCAGCAGAUAUGACUAUCGAACUAUUGGUGAAUAUUGACACUACAGCUCGUGAACUAAUACAACUACUUGAAAAAGCAUCAAAAUUUCAAGAGCAAUGGCAGCAAGCUCCCAUUUUAAAACAAAUGAUAACAAGGUACUAUCGUUUUAUGCGAUUGAAAGCAUCUCAUCCAACAAAUAUUCUAUUGAUUCCUACUAUGGAUAUUGAAAUUGUCUGGCAGACUCAUUUACUUCGACCUGAAAUGUAUCAAGCCGAUUGUCUUCGUUUGUUUCGUCGCAUAAUUGAUCAUUCAUUACUAAUUACUGAUAUUCAGAAAAUGUUGAAAGACCAAGCAUUUCAAGAUACUUGUCAAUUAUAUGAAAAAACAUAUGGCGAACACUAUUGUACAUUAUCACCAGAUAAUGAUCAACAAGAAAGUGCAUCGGAUAUGAAUCGUCGUUCUAAGCCAAACUAUACUUAUUGGGAUAAGACACAGUGCAAAUUUUCAACGAAAUCAGCAAAGGAUUACGAGAAUCCUUUUUCAUUUACUGAAUCUGAUAUUAUUCUAGAUAUGAAUUGGCUUGAUUCAUGCAAACAGUUUAUGCGUAACGCCCUGGAAAAAAUUUCUGGUGAAGCUUAUGAUCUUGAUGAAUGUUUUGAUAUUGAUCUUGGUGAAGGAGCAAUGAAAAGAUUAAAAAAAUCGUACGAACGAUUUUUAUAUAUGGCAGCCAAAUAUCCACUAGAAAAUAGCAAUGGUUUCGUGCCUCCUACUUAUGCGAUCGAUAUUAUUUGGCACUCUCAUAUGCAAGAACCAUUGAACUAUAGAGCUGAUUGUAUUCGUCUUGUUGGAUAUGUUGUCAAUCAUGCGCCAUGGCCGAUGAUCGAAGACAAUAUUAUGAAAAAAACAAGUGAUCGAUCAGACGAUAUGUGGAAAAAAGAAUUUCAAUCGGAUAUCGAAACUGAUCAUCUCUAUAAUACCAUUGAUCAUGACGCUGAUUGGAUGGACUAA
Molecule: messenger RNA, 1479 nt
Organism: Adineta steineri
Lineage: Eukaryota; Metazoa; Rotifera; Eurotatoria; Adinetida; Adinetidae
Source: the annotation of a GenBank genome assembly